Messenger RNA from Megalobrama amblycephala (Wuchang bream), 3568 nucleotides. Its product is annotated as golgin subfamily A member 6-like protein 22. The record is from RefSeq and is a predicted model, not a curated record. Gene Ontology annotation, molecular function: GTP binding. The coding region runs from base 98 to 2830 and encodes 910 amino acids. The transcript is spliced from 4 exons. NCBI's taxonomy places the organism in Eukaryota, Metazoa, Chordata, Actinopteri, Cypriniformes, Xenocyprididae.
UUGAAAAACUUAUCAGAAAACGGUGGAGUGGAAAACUUUCUGUUGGGACGAGCAGCAUUUGACAGUGAACCUCCUCCUGUUAAAGAGGCAACUGAAAAUGGCUCAUCAAAGGACAAAUCCAGACCACUGCAUUCUCUCAAAGAGCCUUAAGAAAUAUGAGAGCCAUAAAGAGAAAAAGGUUUCACUGAGUUUCCCAAAAUCUCGGAACAAAAGAGAGAGAGAAAGUCCAGAUACCAAUCGCCCUAUGUCAAAGCUGAAUCUGGUUGUGUGUGGGAGUGAUGACACAUUAAAGUCCAGCAUAUCAGAGCUGAUCCUGCAGCAGAGAUUCGGGAGAUCAGAGUGUAUGAGAAGGGAAGUGGAGCUUCAUGGACAUCUGAUUAGUCUGGUGGAGCUUCCAGCUCUCAGUCGGCUCUCAGAGGAGGAAGUGAUGCGUCAGACUCUCCACUGUGUGUCUCUCUGUGAUUCUGAAGUUCAUGUUUUCCUCCUCAUUAUGUCUAUUGGUACUCCUAAUAAUGAAGACAAAGCAGAAAUGGAGAAGAUCCAGAACAUAUUUGAUUCCAGAAAGCAUUUCAUACUGCUCUUCACCUCAGAAUUCUCUGUUGGAGACUUACUCACAAAUCAUAUCAAAUCCAUUCCAGAAAUUCAGAGAUUAAUCACACUAUAUGGUGAUCAGUACAGAGUUAUUGGGUUAAAUGAACCUGAAAGCUCAAGACAGAUCCCAGAACUACUGGAUUAUAUAGAGAACAUGAAGACUGAACCAUAUUCACUUCAGAUGUAUGUGAAAGCUCAAGAGAACAGAGUCAGACAUGAAACAGAGGAAAAAUAUAAAGAAGAACUGAAGAGAAUGGAGACUGAAAUCAAAGAGUUGAAACAGAGGAUUCCAUCACAAGAUCUAUCAAAUGAUCCAGAGGGUCUGAGGAUUGUGCUGAUCGGGAGAACAGGAAGUGGAAAAAGUGCAACAGGAAACACUAUUCUGGGAAGAAAUGAGUUUCAGAGCCAAUCAAGCUCGGAUUCAGUGACAAGUGUGUGUCAGAAGGGAGUUGGUGAAGUUAAUGGUCGAUCAGUAGCUGUUGUUGAUACUCCAGGUCUCUUUGACACAACACUGUCAAAUGAAAAACUGGUGGAAGAAAUAAUGAAAUGUGUUUCACUGUCAUCACCUGGACCUCAUGUGUUUGUCAUUGUGUUGAGUUUGGGAAGAUUCACUAAGGAAGAAGCAGACACUGUAGAUCUGAUAAAGAAUAUCUUUGGCCCAAAAGCUGCUCAGUUCAGCAUCGUUCUGUUCACUAGAGGAGAUGAUCUUGAGAACGAGUCUAUAGAAGAUUAUGUGGAGAGAAGUAAGUCUGCUGAACUCAAGAAACUGAUCAGAGAUUGUGGAAACAGAUUCCUGGCUUUCAAUAACAAAGAAAAACGAGAAAAAACUCAAGUGAUUCAAUUGUUAAACAUGAUAGAAGAGCUGAAAAAUAUUAAUCAAGGCCUAUACUUCACUAACAGCAUGUUCGAGGAGGCAGAGAUGAGCAUUAAAAGAAGAAUGGAGGAAAUAAUGAAAGAGAGAGAACGAGAAAUGCAGAAUCAGAUAGAAGAAUUACAAGCCAAACAUGAAAGAGACAUGAUGAAGAGACUUGAGGAAGAGAACCAAAGAGCAGAUAAUGAGAGAAAGAAAAUUGAGAAUCAUUUCAGAGAAAAAGAAAAACAACUCAUAAAAGAGUUUGAAGAAAAAGAGAAAACAGAUAAGAAGAAACGAGAGAUUGAAAACCAGAAACGAUCAGAAGAGGAAAAACAGAAAAGAGCUGAAUAUCAUCAGAAAAUAGAAGAAAUGAAGAGAGAGAUUGAAAAUCAGAGAUUACAGUAUGAAAAACAGCAAAAAGAAAGAGAAGAAGAAGAUAGAAAGAGAGAAGAGAAAUACAGACGAGAUCAAGAAAAGAUGAAAAAUGAACAAGAAUGCAUUAUAGUUGAGUUACGAAUGAAACAAGAAGAAGAAAUGAAAAGGAGAGAACUGGAGGAGAAAAUGAGGAUUGAAGAAGAAGAGGAAGAGAGACAGAGAUGGUUAAGAAAAAUAAAAGAGGCUGAAAAUGACAGAAAGGAAAUUCAAGAGGAAAUUAGACGACAGCAGAGAGAAUGGGAGGAUGAAAUGAAACAUCAGAUGAGAGAACGAGAGGAAGAAGAAAGAAAGAGAAAAGAGAAACACGAGAAACAACUGAGAGAAAAACGAGAAGAACUGGAGAAAAAGAUAAAGAUGUUUAAGAGUGAGGCAGAAAUAGAAAGACAGAAGAUAGAGGAGGAGAGAAAGAAACAGAGAAAAGAAAGAGAAGAAAAAGAGAGAGAAUAUGAGAAAAAGAGACAUGAAAUGAAAAGACAUUAUGAACAACUGGAACAAGAGAGAAAAGUGGAGUGGGAGAGAAGAAAACGAGAAGAUGACGAAAGACGAGAAAAAGAGAGAAAGAGAUGGAAGAAAAUGAUUGAAGAUCUGAAACAAGAUCAAGAAGAAGAGAUCAAGAGAAGAGAAGAGGAGGAGAAGAAGAGGAAAGAAAGAGAAGAGAAAGAGAGAGAUGAAAUGAAAAAGAAACAUGAAGAAGAAAUAAAAUUCAUGAAGAAGCAACAUGAAGACGAAGCCAGAAAACAAGCAGAAGAACUGAAUGAUUUCAGAGAGGGAAAAGAGGAGCUCAAAAAUAUGCUGGAAGAUCAUAAGAAACAACAUGAAAUACUGAAGAAACUCUGUCAACACCUGAAAGAAGAAGAAAAAGAACAAAAAGACAAGAAAGAAAAGGAAAGACGAGUGCUAUUACAAGAAACUGAAAAACUGAAAAAUAAAAAAAGUUGUGUUGUUAUGUGAUAAUUUUUAACAGCACAAUUAUGUUUUUACAUAAAAAUUAGUGCCUAUUUUAAACAACAUAUUACAAGCUUAAAAUGCUUUUUUUUUUUCUUUUUUUUUGUAUGUUAUUUGAUUAAAAUGAUCUUGCAUUUUGGGGAGGGAAGGGCCCAGCUAACAGGAUUCCAGUUAAUGAAUAUUCUCAUAACUUUGACUAAAAUUCUGAUAAGGUUUUCCAAAGUUAUGAAUAAAGGUUUUUUUUUUUUUUUUUUUCAGUAAUGUUAAUAGAAUUUUUGUUCAAAGUUAUCAGGCCUUUAUUAAUGUUCUCAAAAGAUUAGCACAAAAACAUAAUUUGUAAAUUUUGUAGAAGUUUCGUAGCUGUAGAAGAUUUUUCAUCAGUGUUAGGAGAAAACAUUCUUACAACAGUAUUCUUGGCACAUCUUUAAAACACUUACAACGACUAUCUUCAGAUGAAUAAGAUUGUGUGGCUGUUUUAAAAGAACAUCCUUGGAACGUGGGAAAGUUUUGCAGAAAGUUUUGUAGCCUGUCUCAUUGAUAUUGUCUUUUCUCUGAAAUUUAUGUAAAGGUUACAAGUGUUAGAAUUAAACACUUUCAAAACAAUGUUCCAUGAAAUCACCAUAUAUUGUCAUGAAUAUUUGAUUCAUAUUAUCAUAAUGUUAUCAGAAAACUUCUUGAACAACACUCUUCAAAUGUAUGUUAAAUAUUAAGGAUCGCUGUCUGGCUUAAAAUUUGUUUGUUAAU